AUGUCCCAAACCACAAGCCGACCAAAGAGAAAGGCGGCAAUAAAUAAGGUUUACAACGACUCCUUAGAUCUGCAGCUAGAUUAUGAUCUGUCAACGUCAUCAGUGCUAUCAACUACUUCAAGUGCAAUCUCAACUCCGAGGUCAAACUCCAGCAAGAAAAGAAAGAAAACGAACCCUCCUACAAAGAAGCUACUGGUACCAGAAACUGCACUCGUGAAGUCACGGAGCGAUAGCCCCACAUCUCUGAUUCCGUACAAUUGGCAGGCACCCCCAAGACCAGAGGAUUAUUUUUCAAACAAAUUGGACUUGACAGACUCGUACAUAGACUUGAAAACUCAGACAUUAUACUGUCCGCACCAUAAUAAUGCAACCUCCACCAAAAGAAGUAAAAACAAUAAGCCGUUUUCACUUUCCAAGGGCCAAUGUAUCUACAUGAUUAGUGAACCCCCUGGUGAACCAUAUUACAUAGGAAGGAUACGAGGCUUCACAAGUAGUCUUCACCAAAAAUACAAUGAUGGAAAUACCGCUCCGCACUCAGAAAGCAAUCUGGUGGUCUCUUCCAAAGGAUAUCAAUUUCUUGUACAAUGGUUUUUCAGGCCAAGAGAUGUUUCAAAAGCUAGUUCCGAUUCUCGAUUGUUGUACGCCACAAUGGACUCUGACACCUGCCCUUUGGUCAGCUUUCGUGGCGUAGUGGAUGUUGAGUUGAAACAAGACAUAGAGGACGACUACUACAGAAGAACAGCACAAGUAGUGAACGGUCGCAAUAGAGCUCCAUCAAAGUCACAAACUCCAACUGGUGGCAUUUCCCCGAUUGAAGCAUACGUCCAAAACCCCAACUGUUUUUACUUUGAUCGGUUAUACGAUCGGUACAUGAUACGGUCGUACGAUGUAUUACUGACAAAUAACCUUUUACAGUAUGCGCAAGUGGAAAACAGCAAGUCGAAGAAUUUCUUGAUUGCAUUGAACAAGCGAUUCCAGUACAUCUUUUGCGAAACACAUAGAACAAAAUCAUUGGUAAAUUCUUUCAAAGCCAACACUUGCAAUUGUGACAUUUGUGGGUUGUGGUGCGAUGGUGCAGAUUCAAUAAGCUGUGUUGAAUGUAACAAAUAUUUUCACAUGUUCUGUUUGGAUCCACCUUUGCUCAAGAAACCCAGUCGUGGAUUCUCAUGGUCCUGUGCUGUUUGUACAAAGAAGCACGAGAUUGAAUAUCAUCAAAAAAAGAUAUUAAUGCUUCUGCAUGAUAACAAAUCAUCGAACCAGGAAAGUCUAGAGGAAGAAUUGGGUGCAUUGGGGUCAUUAGAAGCCGAAGUGGAGGAUUUGAGUAAGACCCAAUCUGUCGACGCUUGCACCAAUGCGAGUGCAGUGCUCCCGCGAUACGAGCUUAUGGCAAAGGAGUUUUUAGAAGAUGACGCUAACGUUACUUUUGAAGAACGGAGACUAAAAGAAGAGUGGUGUAUGAGAUACUUAGGAUUGAAUGCCAAGUUGGAAGAGGCUGUGGACUUGGAUGAUAAAUCACCCUAUCCUCGUGCUUCAACUAGAGUCGGGGCCAAGCAUCAAGCCGUUUAUAUCCCUGAAUGCAAUGGACACCCAAUAGUAUACUAUGAUGAGGAAAAAUCACCAAAGAAGAAGACGCAAAACAACAAGUCGAAGGGAAAAGAGAAACAAGAUGAGAUUCAAAAGCUACUAAUUCCGAAAGAAUAUCAGGACGUUGACCCUAGAGAGUACCCUAGCUGGUUACAACCACGCCCUAAAGGGUACAUUGAGCGAGGUGUUGAUGACGGAGCUGGAGUCACGUGCACGUUACUUUGGAAGUCAUCAGAAAAGGACAUUGCCAAUGGAUUCCAAGAUCUAGAUGCAUUUGUGGCGAGAUGUGCUCCAAUUGCUGAGUCACUUGGUCUUUCUCCAAAUUCACCCAAUUUCUGCGACGCUGUGACUUAUCAGUACAUGAUCCACAAUGGGGAUGCGGAAGCUGCAUUUGCCGAUGUACUGAAAUUAGACAAGAAAAAACUCAAAGAGCCCGUGUUCAAUAGAGAAGAAGUCAAGCGUUUUGAAUCUGGAGUGAAGGAAUUUGGAAAUGAAUUGUAUUUUGUGCAGAAAAAAGUCAAAACCCAACCGAUACAAGAAGUGGUGCGUUUCUACUAUCUUUGGAAAAAGUCAAAAAAUGGUCGAGAGAUUUGGGGAAAUUUUGAAGGUCGGACGAAGAAGCUGCAUAAUACAGUCAAGCAGGAGCAACAAGCCCUGAAAAAGCCCGAGCAUAUAAUUAUCGAUGACUUGGCCAAUGCAAAUGACGAUUCCUCGUAUGAAAAUGACAAGAUACAGCAGCUGCAUGCCAAAUUUCUUUGCAAACACUGCAAUACAGAUUACUCAAUCCAAUGGUUUAGGGUUUCUGGUCAUGAUGCAAAGAAGUUGGAUGAGAAUGGCAACGUUGUUGCAUUGUGUUUUCGAUGUGCCAGAUUAUGGAGGAGGUACGCUGUCGUGUGGGAGAGUCCCGAGGAAGUGCUCAAGAAGGUAUCUAAAUCUAGUGGAUGGCGAAAGGGAGUUGAUAGUGAGCUUUUGAGUGACGCCAAUGCUGUAUUGCAUUAUGCUGAUUCAACCAAUUCAAGUCUAUCGCAGGAUGAUGUGAGAACUAACAAGCCGAUGGGAGCCGGAGCCAUUGACAUCAAACAAGAGCCGGUGAGUGAAAAGAAGGCGGAUGGUAAAAAGAAACCUGUCAACAUGUCCGUUACAGCACCGAAAUCUAUCAAAGUGGAGCCUUCAAUAGUUAAACAUGAGGCAAAAGUCCCAAAACAAGAGCGAGAAGAAGAUGAUAAACCAUUACCUAGAAUUGAUGAAUUGAUAGCUAAAGGAUUGGGAGUAUCAACAAAGAACCUACUUUUCAGUCCAAAGUACCUUGCUCCGAGGUCGAUUCGAGUACCGAAGAAGAUAACUGCUCAAGACGCAAAGGCUACACUUAGUCCCAUUAUUGACCACUACAGAGAAGUUCAACUAGCAGAUGUAUACUCUCCGCUUUCUGCACUCCAGACGCCACAUUUGACAUCUAUAGAGUUACCAUUCAAGCCCCAUGAGAGGAAAUGCUGCGUGUGUCGAGAGCACGACACAGAAAAGUCGGCACUACUGGAGAUGUUGAUUUGUGCCAACUGUGGUGUCAAUGUCCAUGGAUCGUGUGCUGGGUAUGCAUUACCAGAGAAAGUGAAACCCGUGAAGGAGUGGCUAUGUGAGCCGUGUACGAAUGACAUGAGGCCUAUACACAGUGCCAUCUAUUCGUGCUGUUUGUGUUUGGCACAUGAAACGAAUUUUGAAUUGUCGAUUCUUGGUUCACCACAUGUAAGGCCCGAUUUCUUGAAACCGACAUCUGAUGGAAGAUGGAGUCAUUUGUUAUGUGCCGCAUUCAAUAGUGAAUAUGCCAAUUUCAAAGAGCCCAAAGGCACAGAUGUUGCGCACAGUUUUUUGUCACUUGACGAUGUCCUGAAGGUUUAUUUGAAUAAUUGUAAGAUUCAAUGUGGGAUAUGUCAAGCGUACAAUGGGUCAUUGGUGCCGUGUGAUCUUUGCGAGACGCCAAGUUUUUAUCAUCCUACAUGUGCGCAAGAUACACCAAAUUACAAGUUGGGAUUUAAAUUGGAUACUGAAGUGAAACCACCACAAACGGCAGUUAAAGUAGAUGGAAAAGUGGGGAAGUUGAGAACGAUGUUGGUGUGUCCCAAACAUGAUCAAUCAAAAGAAACCAUUCUCAAUUUCAGGACGUUGGGGAGGAGAGUUGCUAGUAGGGAUAGUGAAACCAAGCCAAUAAUUCAACUAUACCUUAAAGAUCUAGUGAAGCUGAAUAGAGCGGUGUCAAGUGGACCUCAUGCAAAAGCACUAAACUACAUUGAGCACAGGAACAUGUAUUUUGGCAAGUCAGUCCCGAAUACCAGUGGUGACUCAAAGAGUCGUGGCGCAUCGCACCGCAAAAGGUGUCUGAACUGUUUGACAGACAUGUCGCCUAUGUGGUGGGCAGCCGAUGUCAAAGGUAGCGAAGGAAGUAGCAGUAGCAGUAGCAGUAGCAUUAGCAGCAGCAGCUGUGACAGCGUCCUUUGCCAAUCUUGCCAUCACAAUGGGGUCAGUGAAUCUCUAACUACCAAAUCUACUGAGCUUGCUGAUUUAUCAAAACCCUUGAAUGGAGAAUUUUACUUCAUUGAAAAUGAAAAAGAUACGGUAAAGAAUGUUUACCAUUCUAAGCUUAUCGAUGAAUCCUCAUUGACAGCUCCCAUUGAACCUGUUAGGUCCAAGAUUUCGUUGGGAGAUAUACUUAUAUAG
This is a messenger RNA of Lodderomyces theae, 4293 nucleotides long. RefSeq names its product DNA-binding E3 ubiquitin-protein ligase. The record is from RefSeq and is a predicted model, not a curated record. Gene Ontology annotation, biological process: histone catabolic process. Lineage: Eukaryota; Fungi; Ascomycota; Pichiomycetes; Serinales; Debaryomycetaceae. The coding region runs from base 1 to 4293 and encodes 1430 amino acids. Gene Ontology annotation, cellular component: Lid2 complex. Gene Ontology annotation, molecular function: ubiquitin-protein transferase activity; chromatin binding. The transcript has a single exon.